Gongylonema pulchrum is the source of this 372-nucleotide messenger RNA. Lineage: Eukaryota; Metazoa; Nematoda; Chromadorea; Rhabditida; Gongylonematidae. The record is from the annotation of a GenBank genome assembly.
AAAAUGUUCUACCAGGCGCUUCGCAACAGUGGCGGACACUUGCACCGUUGGAUGAUGGAUACAUUGAUUGCAAAUUCGCAGCCGCCAGCAGCCGACUAUCUCUACGACCACAGCGUUUGCUCACCCGAUCGAUUGACGCUCUCUCGAUUGCGUGCAGCCGAAUAUGUGCGCAGUGUACUGUGCGCAAUCUGUUCAGUACACGCAUUUCUUCCGUUCGAUGCACAUUUCCUGGCCCCGUUCAACAGUGCAACAGCUGCGAAAAUGACGCACGCAAAAUCGCGCAUAUGCCGGCUUGUUGAUGAAAAUGGCAUUACAGUAACAUUACCGGUAAAAAUAUGUCAAUUUUACUUUGAUUACUUGAUGUUAUGGUAA